AUGGCACGUCCUAUACAAGAUGCUAUCGUACUCAUGGGAGAUUCUAUCACUUCUAGACAGGAUGUGCCCCUCUCAUUGAAUGCUCUAUUGUCAGAAUGUUACAGACGUACAUUCGAUAUCCUCAACCGAGGUCUGGGAGCAUACAACACUCGUUUCUACCUUCCUCUCCUUGAUCAAUUCCUACUUCGUGAUACCGACUCGCCAUCCAACUCGGUUAUCAGACCUCAGCAAAUCCGUUUAGUGACUAUAUGGUUCGGAGCCAAUGACGCUGUCUUACCUUCUUUCCUUCAGCACGUCCCCUUAGAUGAAUAUACCACAAACCUCAACAAAAUCCUGCAAAAUUUGACAUCGAGAGAUUCACCGUACGCCGUCGCAAGUCAAGAUGGACCUUUGAACAUCGUUUUGAUCACUCCUCCACCUAUAUAUCCCGAUAUGAUGGGAGACGCGGAUUUCGCUGGACAGAGGGAACUUGAAAAUACAAGAAAGUAUUCGGAAGCGGUAUUGGAUCUGGGCAAGAAAUGGAAGGCGAAGGAAAGUGACGGAGGGAUAUGGAGGAUAAAGACGGUUGAUAUGUUUGAUGGGAUUUUGGAUUUGGCUGGAGGGAAAGGAGAGGAAUUGAUACCGUAUUUCACGGAUGGUUUGCAUCUCUCAACGUUAGGUUACGGAGUAUUAUGGACCAAAUUAUCUCAAAUAUUGGAAAGCGAUUUCAAAGGUCGGGGUAUCUCACCUUCAGAGAUUGAAUUUACCGUACCAGAUUGGUCGAUGCUUGAUCAUUCUGAUCCUAACAGUGCGGUUGAAAAGAUGAAAGGGCCUUAUAAGAGGGUAUAA
Messenger RNA from Kwoniella botswanensis, 828 nucleotides. RefSeq lists its product as uncharacterized. The record is from RefSeq and is a predicted model, not a curated record. The transcript is spliced from 5 exons. The coding region runs from base 1 to 828 and encodes 275 amino acids. NCBI's taxonomy places the organism in Eukaryota, Fungi, Basidiomycota, Tremellomycetes, Tremellales, Cryptococcaceae.